GUCUUUGUUAUGGAGUUUACUUCAAAUUUUCUUAUUUCCCUCUUCCUCCUUUCAUUAUCAACCCUAUUCCUCCUCCACCGCAGCAGAAACUCCGCCGUAUACCGCCGGUUUCCUCCAGGACCACCAAGAUGGCCAAUUCUUGGCAACUUGUUGGAUCUUGGUUCUAUGCCACACAGGACCUUAACCGACUUGAAACAAAAAUAUGGUGACAUUAUCGGUCUAAGGCUAGGUGCUGUGAACACUAUGGUCAUCCUUUCAGCUAAGGCUGCUUCUGAGUUGUUCAAAAACCAUGAUCUCUCGUUCGCUGAACGCACCAUAACCGAAACCAUGCGAGCCCAUGGCUACGACCAAGGCUCCUUGGCUCUAGCCCCUUACGGUUCUUACUGGCGUGUUUUGAGGCGUCUAGUCACAAUGGAUAUGCUCGUAAACAAACGCAUCAAUGAAACAGCCUUCAUAAGAAGAAAAUGUGUGAAUGAAAUGGUGCGAUGGAUUGAAGAGGAAUCCCACAAAGUUGAGAAUAAGACUUGUGGAAUUCAUGUAGCGAGGUUUGUGUUCUUAAUGUCAAUUAAUUUACUUGGAAAUCUCAUGUUUUCGCAUGAUUUAGUCGAUCCAGAAUCGAAAGAGGGGUCAGAAUUUUUCACAGCAAUUAUGGGAUUAAUGGAGACUUCAGGGUAUGCAAAUGUUGCAGAUUAUUUUCCAUGGUUGAAGUGGCUAGACCCUCAAGGAUUGAAGAGGAAGAUGGAGAGGGAUCUUGGGAAAGCUAUGGAUAUUGCUUCUAAGUUCGUUAAAGAAAGAGUUGAAGAGAACAAGAAGAAGAUGGUGGGAGACAAGAGGAAGGAUUUUCUGGAUGUAUUGCUUGAGUUUGAAGGUAAUGGGAAGGACGAGCCUGAUAAAUUUUCCGACCGAGAUGUCAACAUUUUCAUACUAGAAAUCUUUAUGGCCGGUUCAGAAACCACGAGCAGUACCAUUGAAUAUGCAUUGACAGAGCUCCUAUGCAACCCUGAAUCAAUGACCAAGGCCAAAGCUGAACUUGCUUCAGUAAUAGGAGCAAACAGAAAGGUUGAAGAGAGUGAUAUCGACAAUCUUCCAUUCUUGCAAGCCGUGGUAAAGGAAACACUUCGUUUGCAUCCUCCAAUUCCAUUCCUAGUUCCUCGAAGAGCAAUUGAAGACACCCAAUUCAUGGGGUAUGAGAUUCCCAAGAACACACAAGUUCUUGUAAACGCUUGGGCUAUUGGAAGAGACCCAGAUAUAUGGGAUUACCCCCUGUGUUUUAACCCUGAGAGGUUCAUUGGGUCCAAAGUUGAUUACAAAGGGCAACAUUAUGAGUUGAUUCCUUUUGGGGUUGGAAGAAGAAUGUGUGCAGGAGUAUCACUAGCCCAUCGAGUUCUUCACCUGGUUUUGGGUUCUAUGCUUCACCAAUUUGAUUGGGAAAUUGAAAGCAAUGUCAAUCCAGCAGAUGUUGAUAUGAGAGAUAGGCUAGGCAUUACAAUGCGCAAAUUGGAGCCAUUGCGAGCAGUUCCUAAAAAAUGUAAUAUGUUAUUGGGAUAA
Molecule: messenger RNA, 1548 nt
Organism: Hevea brasiliensis (rubber tree)
Lineage: Eukaryota; Viridiplantae; Streptophyta; Magnoliopsida; Malpighiales; Euphorbiaceae
Product: cytochrome P450 76A1
Exons: 2
Coding region: 10-1548 (512 amino acids)
Molecular function (GO): heme binding; iron ion binding; oxidoreductase activity, acting on paired donors, with incorporation or reduction of molecular oxygen
Source: RefSeq, a predicted model, not a curated record